ACCGUGCACCUGGUCUUCCACACCAAGAAGAAAGCACGCCGGCAGCACCUUCCGCUACACAGCACCAAGAUGGCCAACUCGGGGAAAACCUUUGUGGUAGAACAUCUGGACCCAGAGUUGGAGCAGUGGUCCUCGCUGGAGUACCUCACCAUCGCCUCUGAGUCUUACGCUUCGGGCGCACAGUUUCUUCUUUCAUCAGUACCCACCUCUUUGAAGCUACCAUCAAAUCUUCAGGGAGCAAAUGGCCUCAAUGUCGAGACGAGGGGCAUCGAGGAGAUUUACGCCGAUAAGAAGGACAGGGUAUGUCUGCUCGACCCCGCCGCCUCCAAGGACCUGAGCCCAGAGGACGGUGAUACCUUUGACAUCUUCCUGUUUGGUGGAAUUCUUGGAGAUGAUCCACCUCGUGAUCGAACCUCGGAGCUGCGCAAGAAGGGCUACCAAGGGCGUCGUUUGGGGCCUGUACAGAUGACGACCGACACGGCAGUUCGUGUCACAAGGAUCGUGGUCCAUGACAGGGUACCGGUCGACAAGAUCCCAUACAUCGACAACCCAGAUCUAAAGAUCAACAAGAACGAGAGCACGGAAAUGCCGUUCCGUUAUGUAAAGGGUGGAGAUGGACAGCCGAUUAUGCCCAAGGGCAUGCUUGAGUUGAUCAUCAAAGACUCUGAAAAGAGCCUCGACGACCUCUUAUAGAAACAAUGCUCGUCCACUGCCACUGAG
This is a messenger RNA of Cucurbitaria berberidis CBS 394.84, 720 nucleotides long. Its product is annotated as DUF431-domain-containing protein. NCBI's taxonomy places the organism in Eukaryota, Fungi, Ascomycota, Dothideomycetes, Pleosporales, Cucurbitariaceae. Gene Ontology annotation, molecular function: protein-arginine omega-N monomethyltransferase activity. The transcript is spliced from 4 exons. Bases 70 to 693 code for a protein of 207 amino acids. The record is from RefSeq and is a predicted model, not a curated record. Gene Ontology annotation, biological process: peptidyl-arginine methylation.